Molecule: messenger RNA, 3765 nt
Organism: Aspergillus clavatus NRRL 1
Lineage: Eukaryota; Fungi; Ascomycota; Eurotiomycetes; Eurotiales; Aspergillaceae
Product: putative nuclear envelope pore membrane protein
Exons: 4
Coding region: 1-3765 (1254 amino acids)
Biological process (GO): protein import into nucleus; nuclear pore organization
Cellular component (GO): nuclear pore transmembrane ring
Molecular function (GO): structural constituent of nuclear pore
Source: RefSeq, a predicted model, not a curated record
AUGAACGGCACUCCCCGACUUCGGUCUGCCUUUCCUCAGACUCCUCAGCCCAUGCAAAGGACCAGAGAGUACAACGUCACCCCCUCAAGACCCAAAUUUCGGGAAAGCGGCUUGCGAAAAUCGCCGGUAAAAGCACCGCCGCCGAAGCAGGAUGUGCCUCUUAUUCCAACCGACGUGGUAGAUGCCCCGUCGCAAAGGCUCUACGUGGUGGCUUUCUAUGUCGCGCUCAAUGCAUGGCGUAUUUAUGAAUCGUGGACAGCUUCAGACGAUUUGGACUCGACUUGGCUAUUCCUCAAAUGGGCGUCCAUUGAUGGGAUCUUUCUCUUCGGUCUUCAGGCUUUGCGCAUACCAUGGCUCGAAUGGGCGUUUCCCACAACGCUCGCGAUUUUCUUGCUUCAUGUCGUGGGCAACAUGUUCCUCAUGUUUCGCAUUCCGAUUCCGGUCGGCGCGUGGGCCACUGGCAUUCUCAAAAUACUCUAUGAUAGGGAGUUGUCUAUUUCCGAGCGUAGCGUCAAGCCCGGGGACAUAAUCCAUAACGCCUCCCUCAUUCUAGGAAAACAGAUUGUGCAUAUUUUGCCGGAGGGAUCUGCCGUGCUGAAUCCAGACCAGACAGCCUUCUGCUUGAACAUUGAGAAAAAUACUGCCAAUCUGCCGAUCCGUAUCAAUCAAACAGACCCAAUUCUCAUCGAACUUCUCCGCCUGGACUUCAACAACGGUGAAAACGAAACCAUCACGAUCUCAUCCAAACAACUGAAGCAGAUGAAACGUCAAGCAGACAAGAAACACUCGGGCUCAGGCGCAUUUCUCCACCGGGACCUGCUUUAUCCCAUCCGUCGUACUGGCAUUUACCGACUACAAAGGGUUGUGGAUGAGUCGAAUCUCGAUGUUCGCAUGCGAUCAUCCGACGCGCUUGUCGUGUCUUGUCCACGAGCGCUGAUUAAAAGCUCUCACACUGACAAGUGUAAGGGAGAACUGUCGAACCUGGUGUUGGAGGUUGAAGGAACACCACCAUUGAAGAUCAAAUAUAGCAGACAAGUGAACCAGCAUGAUCGUGGGUUCUCUUUCCAAAAUAUCCAGCCCGAUCAUCUGCGCUCGCCAUUAUUAGGCCAGAGGACCUCAAGCAUUUUGUUCAGUUCACAACAGCCGGACAUCACUUGGGCCCAGAGCCAAACCAUCGAAGUCCCACUUAAUGAAUCAUUGAAUGUGGGAGGCGAAUGGCUCUACAGCAUUGAAGAAGUUCAUGACGGCUGUGGGAACGUCGCCAAUUAUUCGGCUCUACUUGACGAUGUUGAUAGAUCAUCAUCCAAGUCGCUCUCUCAGUGGCACCUAUUUUCUGUCCAUGAACGGCCUCGAAUUUCAUUAUCUGGAUGCGAUGACCAGCACUUCAUCGAGGUUGCAAGGGGCGAAAGUGUGGAUAUGCCCAUCGAGUUCCAUCCUGCUGGACAGGGAUUUGACAAGGAUGGACCGUUUACUCUGGGGUACUCGUUCAAGGCUAAUGGAGUGGACGAUUCAGAUUUGUCGGACAAGGCUCGCCAGCUUUCGCUCAAAACCCUUGACCAGAAACCUCAGAUCAAAGAUUCUGGUUGGUAUAAUUUGAACUCCAUCUCUAGUCAAUUCUGCUCUGGCGAAGUGUUGGAGCCGUCGUCUUGCUAUCUCUACAACCCCCCUGAGCCUGAGCUGGCGCUGAAGUACGAAAAGAUAUUCGAUAAAUGCGCCAAUAAUUCAGUCGGCUUGCUCGUUGACCUGGAUCUUACCGGAUCGCCUCCAUUCCGUCUCCGAUACAGUAUCGAGCACUCGAAAGGAGUUGAGACGAAAUCGCUAACGGUCGAUGGCUUGCGCACACAACUUGAUUUCACGCCCUCGGAGGCAGGGUUCUAUCGAUACCGCUUCUUAGACAUUGCAGAUAUGGUCUAUGCACCCCGUUCUCUGAAGGACAAGGUGCCGAUCCUCGAGCAAGACGUUAAGCCACCGGCUUCUGCUCAUUUUAUCGGCUCUCGGGAGCUGCGCAGGGCUUGCUUUGGUGAGCCCGUCUCCGUGGACGUUUCCUUCUUGGGAGAAUCGCCAUGGAUUCUACAGUAUGAACUCGUUCACAAUGGCAAGAAGUCUAAGCACGUCUUGAAAUCUGACAGUGACGUCGCCACCAUUCUGACAGAGCGCCUCGUGAGCGGUGGUGAAUAUAAUCUUGUAUUGACGAGUAUCAAGGAUCGUUCGAAUUGCAAACGCACUUUGAAAGACAGCAUCCGAAUUGAUGCUCGGGCAAAGCCGCCGCACGCGUCGUUUGGUCAGGUUGAGAGAAAGAGCACUGUUUCCGCUCUGCGGGGUGCCAAGGUCGAUAUACCGCUACGGUUGAGCGGUGAACGCCCAUGGACGGUCAAUUACAGAAAUCUGGACGACAACUCUCCCGCUGUUGAAAAGACGUUUUGGCAAGAGAACAGUCUUCUCACUGUGGCACAGGAAGGGCGUUAUGAGCUCAUUGGAGUGACAGACAGCUCUUGCCCAGGAACCAUAGACCAAGCAGCCAAAGAAUUUAGAGUCUCCUGGAUUCCUCGUCCCCACAUUGUUGCUGUGGAUGGUUCCACUGUGGUAGUGGGUACUCCACUUGAGAAGCCGGACGUUUGCCAGGGCGAUGAUGACAGUGUUGAACUUCGUUUGAAGGGCAAUCCUCCGUAUAGCAUCUUAUGCGAGCAGCAACGGAAAACGGCCCGUGGCACAUCACUCAUCCGGUCAAAAAGCCUCAAGACUGCCCUUCAUGUAACCUCCAUGGAAAUGGAUACGUCUGAAGCUGGGCUUCAUACCUAUAAGUUUAAGGAAGUGGGCGACAAUCUUUAUGACCAUGACUCGAGAAGCAGCCCGGUGAUUGUGACUCAAAGAGUGAACCCGCUGCCAUCUGCCCGUUUCGAUUCUCCCGGCCACAUCUACGGAUUUUGCAAAGAGGACGUCAGUGGGGAGGAAUCUAUCCCCGUUACCCUGGAAGGUAUUGCGCCAUUCUAUCUCGAGGUCACGAUCAAACAUCAUUCAAAUGCCAAGCCCGAAGUUCUGUCUGUCCCAGACAUCAAUUCCAAUCGGUAUCAUUUACCCAUUCCACGCCGUCAUUUGAAUUUAGGCCAGCAUGUUGUCAGUAUUCACAAGGUUCGGGACGUACGAGGAUGCCAGCGAACGUUUGACAACGAUAGCUCCUCGGUUCGAGUUGCUGUAUCUGAUGUGCCAACCAUCAUUCCGCUUGAGUCCAAGGUCGAUUAUUGCGUUGGAGAACGACUGUCCUUCUCUUUGUCGGGCCAUUCUCCGUUCGACGUAUUCUACACAUUCGAUGGUGUCUCUAGAAAGGCUACUUCCCGCACGACCAACUUCCGUCGCAUCGCAGAAAGACCAGGCGUUUUCACCAUCACUGCUGUAAGCGACGGCGCCAGCGGGAGAUGCAAAGCGCACAAGAACAUCACAAAAACUAUACAUGAAAUGCCAAGUGUCAGGAUCAGCAGAGGGCAGACCUCCGUUGUUGAUAUACAUGAAGGUGGAGAGGCCGAACUUCACUUUGAGUUCUGGGGCACACCACCUUUCGAGUUUACGUACAUCCGAAGCUCAAUCCCUCGGAGGGGCGCCAAAGCAGAAGUCCUCGAUAUCAAACAUGAUAUAUCUUACGAGCAUAAGAAGACGAUCAAAACCUCCGAUGAGGGGAGUUACGAAGUCGUUGCUAUCAAGGAUAAGUUCUGUUCCUUCUCCUCUCAGGCGCAAAUAGAGAAGUCCGAGAAACUGGUGACUGGAUCCUGA